This is a messenger RNA of Ilex paraguariensis (yerba mate), 1125 nucleotides long. NCBI's taxonomy places the organism in Eukaryota, Viridiplantae, Streptophyta, Magnoliopsida, Aquifoliales, Aquifoliaceae. The record is from the annotation of a GenBank genome assembly.
CCCGACACAAAACGGUACCCCUCCCACAAUCCUCCAUUUUUAUAGCUCAUGAUUUUCUUCACUAAACAUUACUCCACCACCAUCUUCUUCUCCACAGUUCUUCUUCGCCCUAACACAAUGGAUUCAAGCUCAAUCACCGAUGAAGUAUCAUACGAGUUUCUUCCAUAUUUCCGAGCAUUCAAAGACGGUCGCGUAGAGAGAUUCUUCGGAACAGAUGUGGUUCCUCCAUCCUCCGAUUCUCAAUCUGAUGGUGUCGCCUCCAAGGACGUCGUGAUUUUGCCGGAAACAGGCGUAUCGGCACGUCUCUUCAUGCCUAGCACCAUCAAUUCAGGCCAAAAGCUCCCUCUUCUGGUCUACUUCCAUGGCGGAGCUUUUUGUUUUGGGUCACCUUUCUGUCCUACCUACCACAACUAUCUCACCUCCCUCGUAGCCGAAGCUAAUGUUCUGGCAGUGUCCGUCGACUACAGGUUAGCACCAGAACACCCUCUACCCAUAGCUUAUGAGGAUUCAUGGGGUGCUCUUCAAUGGGUGGCAUCACAUUGUGGUGGACAAGGCCCUGAGGCCUGGCUUAACGACUACGCCAAUUUCCGGAGAGUUUUUCUCGCGGGAGAUAGCACCGGAGCCAAUAUCGCUCACAACAUAGCAGUGAGAGCCGGGGUUGAAGAUUUAGCAGGAGUGAAGCUGUGUGGAGUUUGUUUGGUUCAUCCAGAUUUUGCUAGCAGAGACGGGUAUGUGACUAAGACAUGGCUUUUUGCAUGUCCAGGUACAACCGGGUCGAAGGACCCAAGGAUUAACCCAGCUGUGGAUCCGAAUUUGCCAUGCUUGGGGUGCACCAAGGUAGUGGUGUGUGUGGCUGAGAAGGAUGGGCUGAGAGAAAGGGGUUUGUUUUACUAUGAGACCUUGAGGAAAAGUGGAUGGGGUGGUGUGGUGGAGAUUAUAGAGACACAAGGGGAAGAGCAUGUGUUUCAUUUGUUUAACCCAACUUGUGAGAAGGCUGUGACUUUGUUGAAGAGGUUGGCUUCUUUAAUGAAUGAGGGCUAAGGACAUGUGGCUUCUUCCCUUUAUUUUUCAAUUUUUUUUGCUGAGUUGUGAUUGAAUGGGUAUUGUUCAGGGCCAAGGAAACUG